GGUGAAACUUUUCCUACCGCUGAGCGCGGCUCGUCUCAGCACGACGGCAGCCAUGUUGAUGACCUCCAGGUCACGGAAGGUGAAAGCUACAAUCUGUGAAGAUGACCGAGGUGGAGAAAACAGUGGCUGCGAAUUCCCCAGCACCCGGUGCACUGACUGGCUCUGCUGCAAUUCACCCUGGGAAAUCACCUUUGAUGGUUCUGCAGGCUAAUGGUCUCUUGAGUGACUUCAACAAACCAGUCCAAGAGAAAGAGGUGAGUGAAGAUGUUCUGCGGGCCCAGGAGGAGUGGGAUGCUGUGGAGACAGUUCAGCCAGAAAACCAGAGUGAAGGAACAGGCAGCUUACAAAAUCAGUCCAGUCUGAUAUCUUUUAAUGAAGCCCUGGCAUUUUUCCAGACCAAGGACCUCAGUGAAUACAUGAUGAAGAUCAAGCCCACAGUACAGAGAUCAGGGUUUACUGCCCUGUGCCACUGGUUGUUUGGUCCACCCAGAUUACAGCACAGUCUACACGAGGAGAGGAACCUAGUUUUUGCAAUGGGACUUUACCCCUUUGAUAACACAGAGGAGACCCACAUGCGUGUGCUACAGACGGUUUACAAGAGGCUAACUGGGACCAAGUUAGACUGCCCCAGAUAUGGUGGACACUGGGAGCAAAUUGGAUUCCAAGGAUCUGACCCGGCCACAGACCUUCGAGGUACGGGCUUCCUGGGCCUGAUGCAGGUCCUGUACUUUGUCAUGGAACCCAGAACCUUGUCUCUGGCAAGGGAUAUCUACAAGCUGUCCCUCCAUGAGACUCAGAACUUCCCCUUCUGUGUGAUGUCCAUCAACAUCACCAGAAUUGCUCUGCAGGCACUGAGGGAGGGCAACUUAUCCAAGGAGUGUAACAGAAGACAGCAGAUCAUUGCAGUCAUAAAUGACUUCUAUGUAGCAACCUUCUUCCACCUCUACCAGAUCUGGAAGUCACAGCACAAGACAAUAGCUGACUCUGGAUAUGUCAUUCAAGACGUAACAACAUUUGUCAACAAAAACCCGCGUGCUGUGAUCCGAGAGCUGGAACGAUACCUGAGCGAGAAGCGAGCCAAUGCCAUUGGUCAGAUGGAUUCUCCACGGGGGGUUAGCGCAGGGAAAGACAGUUUUGUGGGUGUGUGUGAUCUGGAACCAGAGGAAGAGGAGGUUGAUCUGGUGUAGGUAGAGCUAGUUUUGUUGUCAACAGUGCUAUUUUGUAGUUAAGAUUUUUAGUCUGUUUUUGUAUGUUAUUGCAUUUGUGAACUUCUCGUGAUCUGUUUGUACUAAAAGAGUAUUUGCUUAUGGAGUUGACCAAAAA
This is a messenger RNA of Branchiostoma floridae (Florida lancelet), 1323 nucleotides long. Its product is annotated as ELMO domain-containing protein 3-like. The record is from RefSeq and is a predicted model, not a curated record. Bases 102 to 1187 code for a protein of 361 amino acids. The transcript has 13 exons. NCBI's taxonomy places the organism in Eukaryota, Metazoa, Chordata, Leptocardii, Amphioxiformes, Branchiostomatidae.